Chelonus insularis is the source of this 1029-nucleotide messenger RNA. RefSeq lists its product as uncharacterized. The transcript has 3 exons. The record is from RefSeq and is a predicted model, not a curated record. The coding region runs from base 137 to 964 and encodes 275 amino acids. Lineage: Eukaryota; Metazoa; Arthropoda; Insecta; Hymenoptera; Braconidae.
AUGACUCUGAGAUCGCCAUUUUCGACCAUUCCCGAAUCCAUUCGUGGCUCGAUUAUUUCAGUUAAGACGCAGAAACACAACUUGAGUGACUUAAUAAUCAUCAAGUGUCGAUUAUUUACACGACAUAAGUGGCAAAAUGACGGGAAAAAGGAGAUCAAAUAUCUACGUGAACAGUGAAUCGUCGUCGGAAGAGAGCAAUGGCCUAGAUUCCGAUAACUUCGACGAGUUUCAAUUAAAAAGCAAUAAACCUACUGUUACGAGUGAAAUAAAGCCAAGAAAACGAGGCCGUGGGCCAUCAAAACGGCCAUGCCAGAACAGAAAUGCGAUGAUGGCACGUAUGAAUCGUCAAAAGAAGAAAGAGUAUUUGGAGAAAAUUGAAAAGAAACUCAGUCAUUAUCGCGAUCAACAUAAGAACUUGAAGAAUAUUAUUGGUAAACAAGAUAUCGAUCUCAAAAGGUUAAAAGCAGAAGUUUCUUACCUCAGGAAUAUAUUAAACAACAACACAGCAAUCACAGCCUUGUUGAAGGCAAUGAACGAGAUCUUGAGGAAUAAGAAAUGUCAAGAGGUCGAUAAUCAAGAGAAUAAAGUGAAUACAUCCGUAACAGGGGUUAAUUGCGAUUCGUCGACUGAAUUCUCAACUUAUGAGGCUACUAAUCACACCAUCAACGAAAUCGACAUGAAACCGCUGUCAUCUUUAGCCGUUGACAGUGUUGAUCUAGGUGUUACAGAUCAGGAAAUCGAACAACUAACCAUGGACAACAAUAUUUUUGACACCAUCAACGACAGUGACGUCAAUGCAGAUCCCAUUGACUUCAUCAGGCCAGAUGAUGGAUCCAUUGACACGGCUAAUCUCUUCGAGAACUUGGACAACAGCGGAGUUUGCGUUCACGUCAACUCCGGACGGAUUUCUUUGGAAUUUUGCUCCGUUUGCCAUCUCAACAGCAUCAACUCCGAUGAUCCAUGACUCUGGACCCAGUCAUCAACAGAACUGAUUACUUUUUAAAAUAUAAUUAAAAAAAAAAAAGGGUU